AUGAAGCCGGCUCUCCUGCCCUGGACUCUGCGGCUACUGCUGCUCCUGGCGUCGACCCCCGGCCCAGGACCCAGGCCGGUAGCAGCCCAGAACAGCUGCUCCCUGCGCUGUGGGGACCAGAAUGGAUCCUGUUCCUGCCACCCGACCUGCUCCGGCCUGGGCACCUGCUGCACCGAUUUCCAGGACUUCUGUCUGAAGAUUACCCCGUACUCGGGCUCCCUGAUGGGCGGCAAGGACUUCGUGGUGCAGCAUCUCACGUGGCCUGGCCCUGCAGAUAGCGUGAUCUGCAGGUUCAAAGACAGCAUCGAUACCUUGGGCCACGUGGACUCAUCUGGACAGGUGCACUGUGUGUCACCCCUGCUGUAUGAGAGCGGAUAUAUCCCCUUCAACAUCUCCAUGGAUGGUGGCAUCUCCUUCCCUCGGUCGGGCACUUGGCUGUCCGUGCACCAAAACAAAGUGUCAGAUGCGGAGAAGGCCCAACUGGUCAACGAGACGCGCUGGCAGUACUACGGCACCGCGGGUACCACGGGCACUCUCAGCCUGACCUGGGACAGCACGGUGCUGUCCACGCCGUUCGUUCGCAUCGAACUCUGGGGCUACGAUGAGACGGGGACCCCCUACUCUGACAACUGGGUUGCAGAGUGGUCCUACCUAUACCCACUGGCUACCAAUGUUGCCAACUCGGGCUCCUUCACCUUCACCCCGACGCCUGCACUUCCCACCUACCAGCGAUGGAAGAUUGGAGCGCUGAGGAUCACCUCCAGCCAAAAUGCUGAGGGACAGAAGAACGUGCAGGCCAUCUGGACCAACGACCACGCGCUGGCCUGGCAUCUGGAAGAGGACUUCCGGAGGGACCCAGUGGGCUGGGCCCACCAGCAGUGCCUGGCCUGGGAGCAGGUGGACGACGAAAUGCCCAACUUCUUGCAGGAGCUGCCCGACUGCCCAUGUACGCUGGCCCAGGCACGGGCUGACACCGGCCGCUUCCACACAGACUACGGCUGUGACAUCGAGCAUGGUAGUGUAUGCACGUACCACCCAGGCGCCGUGCACUGUGUGCGCUCCGUGCAGGCCAGCCCCCGCUACGGCUCGGGCCAGCAAUGUUGCUACAUAGCAGACGGCACACAACUCCUGACGGCGGAUUCGACCAGCGGCAGCACCCCAGACCGUGGCCACGACUGGGGUGCACCCCCCUACCGCCAGCCACCGCGUAUACCCGGCUUGUCACACUGGUCCUAUGAUGUGAUCAGCUUCUACUACUGCUGCCUCUGGGCGCCAGAGUGCCACCGCUACAUGCAGCGGCGACCAUCCAGCGACUGCCACACCUACAGGCCCCCACGAGUGGCCUCCGCCUUUGGCGACCCGCACUUUGUCACCUUCGACGGCACCAGCUUCACCUUUAAUGGACGUGGCGAGUACGUGCUGAUGGAGGCAUCAACGACCAAGCUGAGGGUGCAGGCCCGGGCCCAGCCAGGGACCAUGUCCGACGGAACAAUGGCUCGGGCCACGGGGCUGACUUCGGUGGCCGUCCAGGAGCAAGACUCGGAUGUGGUGGAGGUGCGCCUGGCCGAGGGCACCGGGGUCCUGCAAGUGCUGCUCAACCAGGAGGUGCUGAGCUUUGCUGAACAGAACUGGUUGGACCUAAAGGGCAUGUUCCUCUCGGUGGCCGCCAGUGACAAGGUGUCUAUCAUGCUGGCCUCGGGGGCCGGCCUGGAGGUGGCCGUGCAGGGCCCCUUCCUGAGCGUGUCGGUGCUGCUGCCCGAGUCCUUCGUGAGUCACACCCGCGGCCUCCUGGGGACACUCAACGGAGACUCCAGCGACGACUUCACCCUACGCAACGGGCAGGUGCUGCCCCCAAGCGCCAGCGCCGAGCAACUGCUGCAGUUUGGCGCCGACUGGGCCGUGGACAACACGUCCUCUCUGCUCACCUACGACUCCCAGUUCCUGGUGCAGAACUUCCUGGAGCGCCCCAAGCACGACCCUGACUUCAGACCCCUCUUCCCUAACGAAACCACCCUCAGCCCUGGCCAGGCGGAAGAGGUGACCAGGCUGUGCGGUGACGACCAGUUCUGCCGCUUUGACGUGCUGGCCACCGGGAGCCUGAGCGUGGGCAACGCCACGCAGGCUGCCCACCAGCAGCACUGGUCUCUGGUGCAAAGCCUGCAGCCUGUGGUCACCUGCGGCUGGCUGGCCCCUCCUGCCAACGGGAGCAAGGAGGGCAUGAGGUACACCCUGGGCUCUACUGUCCACUUCAGCUGCAACAACGGCUUCAGCCUCGCCGGGGCCCAGAGCAGCACCUGCCAGGCUGAUGGCACCUGGUCCGCACCCACGCCCGAGUGCCAGCAGACAGGGCGGAGCUACACUGUGCUGCUAAGUGUCAUCUUCGGAAGCCUGGGCGUGGUGGCCGUGGUGAUCCUGGUCUACCUGCUGCUACGCCAUAGGAAGGGCGGCAUGUGA
Molecule: messenger RNA, 2454 nt
Organism: Ochotona curzoniae (black-lipped pika)
Lineage: Eukaryota; Metazoa; Chordata; Mammalia; Lagomorpha; Ochotonidae
Gene: SUSD2
Product: sushi domain containing 2
Exons: 14
Coding region: 1-2454 (817 amino acids)
Source: RefSeq, a predicted model, not a curated record